Molecule: messenger RNA, 504 nt
Organism: Penicillium manginii
Lineage: Eukaryota; Fungi; Ascomycota; Eurotiomycetes; Eurotiales; Aspergillaceae
Product: E2 ubiquitin-conjugating protein UBC8
Exons: 6
Coding region: 1-504 (167 amino acids)
Biological process (GO): ubiquitin-dependent protein catabolic process; protein polyubiquitination
Cellular component (GO): nucleus
Molecular function (GO): ubiquitin conjugating enzyme activity
Source: RefSeq, a predicted model, not a curated record
AUGAGUAGCCCCAAACGAAGAAUCGAGACCGAUGAUGAAUUCUAUGUCCGAUUCAAGGGCCCAGAAGAGACACCGUUUACUGGCGGACACUGGAAAAUCCAUGUGGAACUGCCUGAUCAAUACCCUUACAAGAGUCCAAGUAUUGGAUUCGUUAACCGGAUUUUCCAUCCCAAUAUCGAUGAGCUAUCUGGCUCUGUCUGCCUCGACGUCAUCAACCAGACAUGGUCACCCAUGUACGACAUGAUCAACAUUUUCGAAGUUUUCCUACCCCAGUUACUCCGCUACCCCAAUCCGUCGGACCCCCUUAAUGGAGAGGCUGCUGCAUUAAUGAUGCGGGAGCCUAAGGCAUAUGAAGCCAAAGUGAAAGAAUACGUCGCCAAGUAUGCCAGCAAAGAAGCUGUGGACGAAGCGGGCGAAGACACCGAGUCAGAAGACGAACUCAGUUCAGCGGGUAGUUACGAUUCUGGUGGUGAAGAGCCCGCCGGCACAAUGGACGACGUCUGA